Messenger RNA from Ostrinia nubilalis (European corn borer), 2024 nucleotides. Its product is annotated as deoxycytidylate deaminase. Gene Ontology annotation, molecular function: zinc ion binding; dCMP deaminase activity. Gene Ontology annotation, biological process: pyrimidine nucleotide metabolic process. Gene Ontology annotation, cellular component: cytoplasm. The coding region runs from base 131 to 700 and encodes 189 amino acids. The record is from RefSeq and is a predicted model, not a curated record. The transcript has 5 exons. NCBI's taxonomy places the organism in Eukaryota, Metazoa, Arthropoda, Insecta, Lepidoptera, Crambidae.
CACAGAUGAUAACUUUGUUUGUAACCUCUUAAAUAUAUCAGAUUUGAAUUUUAUCUUACAUAAAUUUGCCAGUUUUACACCUACAGUAAUUGUAAUUAAAAGAUUAUUAAAAUUGCAUAGCAAAGUUGCAAUGGAUCUCGCUGAAUUAACUGAAAACAUGUCAAUAUCAAGUGGUUCACAAACUAAGCGUGAAGACUACAUAGACUGGACAGAAUAUUUUAUGGCUAUAGCAUUUUUAGCGGCAAAACGCAGCAAAGAUCCAACCUACCAAGUAGGAGCAUGUGUGGUGAACACAGAGAAGAAAAUUGUUGGCAUUGGAUACAAUGGCAUGCCAAUAGGCUGUAGCGACGAUGAAUUUCCCUGGGGUAAAAACACAUCAUCACCACUAGAAAAUAAGCACAUGUAUGUAUGCCACGCUGAAAUGAAUGCAAUACUUAAUAAAAACUCUGCUGAUGUCAGAAACUGCACCAUCUACGUUGGCCUCUUCCCUUGCAAUGAAUGUGCCAAAAUAAUUAUUCAGAGUGGCAUUACAGAAGUGGUAUAUCUGUCAGACGAGAAAGCCAAAAAACCUAUUUAUCAGGCGUCAAAGAGAAUGUUUGAUGCAACGGGAGUCAAAUAUUGGCAGUACAAACCGAAACGCGACAAAAUAGUAAUAGACUUCUCAAACAUAGAUUGGGAAAAAAUGAGUCCUUGCAAAUAACAAUCACAAUUAGUCAAUGCAUAAAAUUAGGCGAUCGUCUGCACUGGCGUAAUAUAACUUAACUGUGGAAGCUUUGAACAUUUGGGUAGUAUCUAAAUCUUUCUAUCUAAAUCAUUUUUUUUUUGCUCAUCAUGAUUACUAGAAUCUCAUUCAAUAGACCUCACUCAUUAUGCGCUGCGAGACUACAAUAUUUACACCUACCUACUAUUAUGAAUUAUGACACUUUACAAUAAAGUUAAUUAUAAGUCUAUAUUUUGUAUACUCAUCAUCAAAGACUAUAGAACUUAGAAUUAUUGUAUAUCUAUGUAUAGAAUUUGCCAAUCAUGGUAUUUGUGAUAUUAUGCGAGUCAUAUGGAUAUAAAAAGGUUAAAUAAGUAGAGUACUUAUUAUACCUACAAAUCUUUUAGAGCGUCAUUUUUAGUCAUAUUUUGUGGCAUAUUAAUGUACAUGAGUAUAGUAGUUAAGAUUGAAACAAGGUAUUAUUGUAUUGUUUUUUUCGAACAAGCUGGCUUUAAUUAAUUGAAAAAAAAUUAACUCAAAAUAUCCCUAGGGAUACAACAGACACUAAGAGUCAAAUAAUUUCUAAUUACAAUUUGUAUAUUUUAGUCUUCCAAGUUGCGGUGCGGCGCCGCAACGCAUCGUAUGCUUUUGUUCGUACUUUUAUAGUUUUAAUCACAGCUUUUGCCAGCCUCUUUGAAAUUAACAAUUUAAAUGAUAAGCAUAAUAUUUUGUUAAUGUGAGUGAUAUAUUUUUAUAUCAUUGGAAAUAUUUUUUUAAACUAGGUAACCUAAGUAAUCCUGAACUUAAGCAUAAUCUUACUUUUACAUAAUAUUUAAAUACUUAUGUACCUAACAAAUUGUUACCAAUGUUUUUAUGGUUUCGGGUAUUUUUAAGUGCUCCACAGACUAUACUGGCUAUACAUAAAAUAUAAGACGUGAUUAAUUAAUAUGUAUGUAUUUAAAAAAGAAGCGCGUAGUUUUGAUAUUAUGUAUUUGCAAGUUUUUAUCGUGAUGCACAAUCAUGCAGAAGAUAAGACUGAACUUGAAUUACCUAUAUGAUAAGAGUUUUUAACUGAAUCAAAUAAAAUGCAACCAAGACUGUUAUGUAUAAAAAAGGUAUAACAACAACUAAAGCCCGGUCUGUGAGCACGUAGAAUUUUGUCCAAUGACCCAAGCUACCCAUCCUUAUCGCUCGCGCGUAAUUAUGUUGCUGUCGCGCUCGCACCGUCUCACAGUCGCGACAGCAAUAUAAUUACUCGCGAGCGAUAAGGGGGAUGGGUAGCUUGGGGUCAUUGGACAAAAUUCUACGUGCUCAUAGACCAGAC